GCGCUCCAGCCUUCUUCUCAGCCUCGGCAGCUGUUGCCAUUCCACUUAGCAGCCCCGCGGACACGACGGCGAGAUGACUCCGUGGACUCCAACAUAAAAACACGCGUCCACGACAAAUACAAUAUAUCUAUAUUUUUGAGAGGACCCAAAGUUCCAAAUCAAUGGUACAGAAAAGUAGCAUGUCCAGGACGCCUUCGACCUCGACCCAGGAGAUCCAAAUGGACAUGUUCGACCCCCAUCUUCAAUCACAGGGCAAGUACGCUAAGAGGAAGAGCCGCUUCAAGCGCUCCGAUGGAAGCACCUCUUCUGACACCACCUCCAACAGCUUCGUCCGCCAGGGGUCGGCCGACUCGUACACGAGCCGGCCGUCGGACUCCGAUGUCUCCCUGGAGGAGGACCCUGAGGCCCUGAGGAAGGAGGCGGACCGGCAGGCCCUCGCCACGCUCGAGAAAGCAAAGACCAAACCUGUGGCGUUUGCGGUGCGGACUAACGUGGGCUACAACCCGGGCCCCAGCGAUGACGUUCCUGUGCAAGGCAUGGCCAUAUCCUUCGAAACCAAAGACUUCUUGCAUAUUAAAGAGAAGUACAAUAACGACUGGUGGAUCGGGCGCCUGGUGAAGGAAGGCUGCGAGGUGGGCUUCAUCCCCAGCCCAGUCAAGCUGGAGAACACCCGCCUGCUGCAGGAGCAGAGGAUGAGGCAGAACCGACUCAGCUCCAGUAAAUCGGGAGGGAGCUCCAGUCUGGAUGUUGCCACAGGAACCCGCAGGCCCACCCCACCCGGCACAGCGCACGUGGACACGUCCACCGUGACCUUUGACGUAGACCCCCUCGACCUGGAUGCUGAGGAGUUCCCUGAGUCGCAGGGUGACCCUCGCUCCCCCAAGGGCACGUCCGGCAGCGUGACGUCACCUCAGGCCAACACGCACCGGCUGCCCUUCUUUAAGAAGAUGGAGCAUGUGCCCCCCUAUGACGUGGUGCCCUCUAUGAGACCCAUCAUCCUGGUCGGGCCGUCGCUCAAAGGCUACGAGGUGACCGACAUGAUGCAAAAGGCCCUCUUUGACUUCCUGAAACACAAGUUUGAGGGAAGGAUAUCCAUCACGCGGGUGACGGCCGACAUCUCGCUGGCCAAACGCUCGGUCCUCAACAACCCCAGCAAGCACACCAUCAUCGAGCGCUCCAGCACUCGCUCCAGCCUGGCUGAGGUCCAGAGCGAGAUCGAGCGCAUCUUCGAGCUGGCCCGCACGCUGCAGCUGGUGGCUCUGGACGCAGACACCAUCAACCACCCGUCUCAGCUCGCCAAGACCUCGCUGGCGCCCAUCAUCGUCUACAUCAAAAUAGCCUCACCUAAGGUCUUGCAGAGACUCAUCAAAUCCAGAGGGAAGUCCCAAGCCAAACACCUCAACGUGCAGAUGGUGGCGGCCGACAAGUUGGCGCAGUGCCCCCCUGAACUAUUUGACAUCAUCCUGGACGAGAACCAGCUGGAGGACGCCUGCGAGCACCUGGCCGACUACCUGGAGGCCUACUGGAAGGCCACCCACCCUCCGAGCAGCAACCCGCCCAACCCGCUGCUCAACCGCACCAUGGCCACGGCGGCGCUGGCCGCCUCCCCCGAGCCCGUCUCCAACCUGCAGGGCACAGUGCACGGCGAGCCCCCCAAGCGGGAAGGCACGGACAGCGGCGGGAGCGGCCCCCUGCAUGACUACCAAGGCGACCUCGGAGGAAAGCCUCAGCAGCAGCAGCAAGCGUGCCUGCGCUCCUACCGCGGCCAGCUGAGAGCCGGCAGUGGGCGGGGCCUGUCCAGGCAGGACACCUUCGACUCGGAGACGCAGGGCAGCCGGGACUCGGCCUACACCGAGGCGGGCGACUCCUGCAUGGACAUUGAGACCGACCCCUACGAGGAGCCCGAGCCCUACCGGGGAGGAGGAGGAGGCGGCGGCGGCGGCGGCAGCGGCGGGGGAAGCCGCCUGCACCUGGCGCAGCACCACGGGCGCCAGGCCUCCUGGGAGGACGAGGGCGCCGAGCCGGACCAGGAGAACCUGAAUCAGCCCCCGGCGCCGAGCCAGGCGCAGGUGCACAGCAGGCGCGCCAAGCUGAGGGAGCGCUACUGCCAGGAAGCGGUGGACACGGCGGCCGGCAAGGGCCGCAACAAGAACCAGGACGACUGGGGGAGGGACGUCUACAUCCGCUGAGGCCGGCAGGAAGCAGGACAACAAAAUGUUUACAUCCACGGAACCGCCACACACACGCCAGAUAAAUAAUUGGGUUUUACACUGCAUGAAUGUUCGGAUUGUGAUCACAUGACUCCUCUUCCACUUCCAGUAUAGAAUGUGAGGGCGGCUUCAUGCCUCUGUCCUUAAGUCUUAAACAGGGUCUUCAUCAUAUCAGCCCCGACCUCCCUCGUGUGCAGUGAUAGGGUUUCUCCUCGCCUUCCAGUGCUUUUUUUUUUUCACAGGACCACCCGGACCUUAAAAAAGAUGAAGUGGCUGAAUAACUUUUUUUUUUUUUUUUGUCUGUGUGGCUUCAACAAAGACUCCAAAGAUGUCCUCUCUAGACACGCUGUACUCGUUUUCACCUUUCGCCGCCAUUAAAAAGUCCCAAAUCACAAGUGCCGGAAGGUCUCGCCAAGCCAUGUCCACCACUGCCAUGGUGGGAUGUCUUAACUCGUACACUCCUCGUCACCACAGAUGCUGCCUGUAGGUCCAACACAUCUCGCUUCCUUUUGCUUUUGUUGCACCACCUUUGGUAUUUUCUUCACCCCCCCCAAACAGCCCACGACUAACUCUUGUUUUAUUUUGUAUUUUUUUUUGGAAAGAUCCAUUUGUGAGAGGCCUACCCAGUAGAACUAUUUCAGAAGCAGAAUUCCCCCCUCAUCUCCCACAUACCCUAUCUUCUCGUCUUCAGUUGGAUAAAUAUUAAAUAAUGAUCGGUAAAUAAUGUUAUUGUUGCGUUAUCGCAAUUUGUUUAAAAAUAUAUAUAUAUCGACAUAACAUGACAUACAUGUUGGUGCCUGAUUGUAGCUACAUUUUGCUUUUUUUUCUGCCUUUCAUUUUUAACCCGUGGAUAAAUUCGUAUUUUAAUUAAAAAUGUCAGCAGAAAAAAAAAAAUCCACUGUGUCGUUUGGUUGUUGUAAUGCACAGGUGUCAAACUCAAGGCCACAUCGUUUUAUGCGGCCUGUGAAAGCCCGGAAAUAAUGUGCGUCAAAAAAGCAUGUCUUUAUUGCUAAAUGUAAUUUUGUUUCUCUGAUGUAAUACACGUUUUCCACCACCCGUGGCAGUAAUGACAAUAGCAAACAAGAUAAAGUCAUAUAAAAGUUUAUUGAGCGCAAAAAUAUGACUAAAAUUGUGAAGCUGUAUUUUAUUGACAGUUCAUUUAAGAAACAUAUUUAUUCAGUCGGGAUGUGUUUAUUUUAACACUGCAUAAUUGCAUGUUGUUUUUGUUUUUUCACCAGUUUUUGCAGUAUAUUUCAUUUUAGAUAAUGUGCGUGAAUAAAGCACGUCAUCUUUAUUGCUAAAUGUAAUUUUGUUUCUCAGAUGUAAUACACUUUUUCCACCACUUGUGGCAGUAAUGACUAUCACACAAGGUGAAGUCAUAUAAAAGUUUUUUGAGCACAAAAAUUAUGACUAAAGUUGUGAAGCUGUAUUUUAUUGACAGUUCAUUUAAGAAACAUAUUUAUUUAGUCGGGAUGUAUUUAUUUUAACACUGCGUAAUUGCAUGUACAUUUAUUUUUCAUCAGUUUUUGUGAGUCCCUUUUUUUGCAGUAUAUUUAGUUUUAAAUAAUGUGCGUCUAAGCGCGUCCUCUUUAUUGCAAAAUUGUAUUUUGUUUCUCAGAUGUAAUACACUUUUUCCACCACUUGUGGCAGUAAUGACAAUCUAAAACAAGAUAGUCAUAAAAAGGUUUUUUGAGCGCAAAAAUUAUGACUAAAGUUGUGAAGCUGUAUUUUAUUGACAGUUCAUUUAAGAAACCUAUUUAUUUAGUCGGGAUGUAUUUAUUUUAACACUGCGUAAUUGCAUGUAUAUUUAUUUUUAAUCAGUUUUUGCGAGUCCCUUUUUUUGCAGUACAUUUAAUUUUAAAUAAUGUGCGUGAAUAAAGCACGUCAUCUUUAUUGCUAAAUGUAAUUUUGUUUCUCAGAUGUAAUACACUUUUAUCAGCACUUGUGGCAGUAAUGACAAUAUCACACAAGGCGAAGUCAUAUAAAAGUUUCUUGAGCGCAAAAAUUAUGACUACAGUUGUGAGUCCUUUUUUGCAUUAUAUUUAAUUCUAAAUAAUGUGCGUCAAAGUACGUCAUCUUUAUUGCAAAAUGUAAUUUUGUUUCUCAGAUGUAAUACACAGUUUCCACCACUUCUGGCAGUAAAGACAAUAUCAAACAAGGUAAA
Molecule: messenger RNA, 4374 nt
Organism: Nerophis ophidion (straightnose pipefish)
Lineage: Eukaryota; Metazoa; Chordata; Actinopteri; Syngnathiformes; Syngnathidae
Gene: cacnb1
Product: calcium channel, voltage-dependent, beta 1 subunit
Exons: 14
Coding region: 162-2189 (675 amino acids)
Biological process (GO): neuromuscular junction development; calcium ion transmembrane transport; regulation of voltage-gated calcium channel activity
Cellular component (GO): voltage-gated calcium channel complex
Molecular function (GO): protein binding; high voltage-gated calcium channel activity
Source: RefSeq, a predicted model, not a curated record